This is a messenger RNA of Acanthosepion pharaonis, 573 nucleotides long. Lineage: Eukaryota; Metazoa; Mollusca; Cephalopoda; Sepiida; Sepiidae. The record is from the annotation of a GenBank genome assembly.
AUGGAAUAUUCCGCGAAUUUGCAUUGCUUCCUACGGCGUUCUGCUCAGCAGGUCCUGUGUUUAAUUUUCUUUCUUUUUUUCUUUUUUUUUCGUUCUUUCUUUCUUUCUUUCUAUCUUUCUUUUCUCUCCGUUUUGCUUUUCCUAAAUUACUUAUUUCCUUUUAAGUGCUUAAUUCUCUUUCUUUUUUUUUCUUUCGUUCGUUCUAUGUUCUGUUUUUUCAAAACUUUCUUUUCUUCCUUUUUCUCUUUUUUUCUUUCUUUCUUUUUUCUUUCUUUCUUUCGUUUUUUUUCUUUUUUUUUUUCUUUCUUUACUUCUUUUUUCUAUUCUUUUUUUUUUAUUUUUUUUUUCCUUUUUUUUAAAAAAUUUGUUCCUAAUUUAUUUUGUUUUUUUCUUUCUUUCUUUUCUUUUCUUUCUUUCUUUUCUUUCUUUCUUUUUAGUUACCGUUCAAUCUUGUCUUUUUCUAUCUUUCUUUCUUUCUUUCUAGUCAGCGUUCUUUCUUUCUUUCUUUUUUUUCUUCACCUCUUCCUUUCUUUCUUGUUCCUCUUUUUAUUUUUCAUUUACUUUGUCUUCUAA